GGCUCCCCUUCCCCGGAGGUACCGAGGGAGCGUCGGUACCCGAGUGCGCUCUCUGCGCGUCCCCGUCCUCCCCGUCCCCCGCCGGCCCCGGGUUUGCUCCGGGCGGCGCCGGCGGGGCAUGGAGGCAGCGCACAGCGUGCCGGUGCGGGACGUGCUGAGCCGCUUCGGUGUGACCGAGAGCUGCGGGCUCAGCCCCGAGCAGGUCCGCCGCAACCGGGAGAAGUACGGCCCCAAUGAGCUCCCUGCAGAAGAAGGAAAGCCCCUCUGGGAGCUGGUGCUGGAGCAGUUUGAAGAUCUCCUGGUCCGCAUCCUUCUGAUGGCAGCAUUCCUCUCCUUUAUCCUGGCCUGGUUUGAAGAAGGAGAGGAGAGCACGACAGCCUUCGUGGAGCCCAUUGUCAUCAUCAUGAUCCUGAUUGCCAACGCCGUGGUGGGCGUGUGGCAGGAGAGGAAUGCUGAGAGUGCCAUCGAGGCCCUGAAGGAGUAUGAGCCCGAGAUGGGGAAGGUGAUCCGUGCCGACCGCAGCGGGGUGCAGCGGAUUCGUGCCCGCGACAUCGUCCCUGGGGACAUCGUGGAGGUGGCAGUUGGUGACAAGGUACCAGCAGACAUCCGCAUCAUCGAAAUCCGCUCCACCACGCUGCGGGUUGACCAGUCCAUCCUCACAGGGGAGUCCAUGUCGGUGAUCAAACAUGCUGACCCCAUCCCUGACCCCCGUGCUGUCAACCAGGACAAGAAGAACAUGCUUUUCUCUGGCACCAACAUCGCAGCUGGGAAGGCCGUGGGAAUCGUCAUUGCAACAGGGGUGUACACAGAGAUCGGGAAGAUCCGAAACCAGAUGGUGGAGACAGAGCCUGAGAAAACCCCCUUACAGCAGAAGCUGGAUGAGUUCAGCCAGCAGCUCUCCAAAGUGAUCUUCCUGGUGUGCAUCGCCGUCUGGGUCAUCAACAUCAGCCACUUCAGUGACCCUGUCCAUGGUGGCUCCUGGUUUCGAGGUGCCAUCUACUAUUUCAAGACAUCAGUGGCCCUGGCAGUGGCUGCCAUUCCUGAGGGCCUCCCAGCUGUCAUCACCACGUGCCUGGCAUUGGGCACUCGCCGCAUGGCCAAGAAGAAUGCCAUCGUGAGAAGCCUGCCCUCGGUGGAGACGCUGGGGUGCACCUCUGUCAUCUGCUCCGACAAGACCGGCACCCUCACCACCAACCAGAUGUCUGUCUGCCGGAUGUUCAUCAUGGAGAAGGUGGAGGGUACCCAGUGCAGCCUGCAUGAGUUCAGCAUCACCGGCUCCACCUAUGCCCCCGAGGGACAGAUCCUGAAGGACGAGCGGCCGGUGCAGUGCGGGCAGUACGAUGGGCUGGUGGAGCUGGCAACUAUCUGUGCUCUCUGCAACGACUCCUCACUGGACUACAAUGAGUCAAAAAAAGUCUAUGAGAAGGUAGGGGAAGCCACUGAAACUGCCCUGACGUGCUUGGUGGAAAAGAUGAACGUCUUCGACACGGACACCAGCAAGCUCUCCAAGGUGGAGCGAGCCAACGCCUGCAAUUCAGUGAUCAAACAACUGAUGAGGAAGGAGUGCACCCUUGAGUUCUCUCGCGAUCGCAAGUCCAUGUCGGUGUAUUGCACGCCCACUGGUCCCGGUCACAACUCUGCUGGCAGCAAGAUGUUUGUCAAGGGUGCCCCAGAGAGCGUGAUCGAGCGCUGCACCCAUGUCCGUGUGGGCACAGCCAAGGUUCCACUGACCACACCUGUGAGGGAGAAGAUCCUGAGCCGGAUCCGGGACUGGGGCAUGGGCAUCGACACGCUGCGCUGCCUGGCAUUGGCCACCCAUGAUGCACCCGUCCACAGGGAGACCAUGCAGUUGCACGACUCCACCACCUUUGCCCACUAUGAGACCAAUCUGACCUUUGUGGGCUGCGUGGGGAUGCUGGACCCUCCCCGCAAGGAGGUCACUUCCUCCAUUGAGAUGUGCCGCAAGGCCGGCAUCCGCGUCAUCAUGAUCACGGGGGACAACAAGGGCACGGCGGUGGCCAUCUGCCGCCGCAUCGGCAUCUUCACGGGGAGCGAGGAUGUGUCUGGCAAGGCCUACACGGGCCGGGAGUUUGAUGAGCUGUCCCCAGAGGCACAGCGGCAGGCGUGUCGCGAGGCUCGCUGCUUCGCCCGCGUUGAGCCGGCGCACAAGUCCCGCAUCGUUGAGUACCUGCAGUCCUUCAAUGAGAUCACCGCCAUGACGGGCGAUGGCGUCAACGAUGCCCCAGCCCUGAAGAAAGCCGAGAUCGGCAUCGCCAUGGGGUCCGGCACGGCUGUUGCCAAGUCAGCUGCUGAGAUGGUGCUCUCUGACGACAACUUCUCCACCAUCGUGUCGGCCGUGGAGGAGGGCAGGGCCAUCUACAACAACAUGAAGCAGUUCAUCCGCUACCUCAUCUCCUCCAACGUCGGGGAAGUUGUGUGCAUCUUCCUGACAGCCAUCCUGGGCCUGCCCGAAGCCCUCAUCCCAGUGCAGCUGCUGUGGGUGAACCUGGUGACGGAUGGGCUGCCAGCCACCGCGCUGGGAUUCAACCCCCCUGAUCUGGACAUCAUGGACAAGCUGCCACGCAACCCCAAGGAGCCUCUUAUCAGUGGAUGGCUCUUCUUCCGUUACCUGGCCAUUGGAGUGUACGUGGGGUUGGCCACGGUGGGCGCAGCGACCUGGUGGUUCUUGUACGACACCGAGGGACCGCAGGUCUCCUUCCAUCAGUUGAGGAACUUCAUGCGAUGCACUGAAGACAACCCCAUCUUUGAAGGAGUUGACUGUGAAAUCUUCGAGUCUCGAUACCCGACCACGAUGGCUCUGUCUGUGCUGGUUACAAUUGAAAUGUGCAAUGCCCUGAACAGUGUCUCUGAGAACCAGUCACUGCUGCGAAUGCCCCCAUGGCUCAACCUCUGGCUGCUGGGGGCCAUCGUCAUGUCCAUGGCUCUGCAUUUCUUCAUCCUCUACGUCAAGCCCAUGCCUCUCAUCUUCCAAGUGACCCCGCUGAGCUGGCCACAGUGGGUGGUUGUCCUGAAGAUCUCCCUGCCCGUCAUCCUGCUCGACGAAGGACUCAAGUACCUUUCCCGUAACCACCUGGAGGGAAUUCUCAGGACAGUAAGAAACACGUGGAGCGGGGAGCAUCAACUGAAAACCUGCAGGACUCCAGAGCAAGGGAGAAGAGGACAAGAAAUGAAUGACACGAAGGAGACGCUCCAAGCUAAAGGACCCCAAACGUGUAACUCGGACUGAGGGUUUGCAUGCGUGCCCACCACUAGCAGCCAGCAGGACAUGCAUGUGUCCCACUACCAGACAAAUGCGGGUGAAUCGUCGAAAAGAAAAAACCCUGAUUUUGUUUUGUUUUGUUUCGUCGCUUUCCUUUUCCUGUACAUAACAGUGCAAUCGCUGGCCAGCUGGCGGAGGGCUUUGGGGAUGGAGCUACAGGGCCAUGGUGUGGUUGGAACGUGGUUCCUUGGGGAUUUGUUCCUGCAGCAUUGAAGGCCCUCUCACAAAGCUUUGUCCCAGCACAGUGAGCUGAGUCAGGGCAGGGAGCCACGGGGGUGGUUGGGGUUUGAGGCAUAAGAUGGGGUCUGUGGGGUGCGGUGAUGCUGGGGACAGCAUCAGGGUGAGGUGUCCUGGAGGACCGCUGGUGCCAUGGUUGUGUGUGUGUGCAGCAGAAGCUGGAGGUCUCCCUGUGCUGCUGUCCUCUGGCCCUUCGCCUUCUCAGGUUCAUUCCACACCAAAUUGUGGCGUGGUUUUGUCCGUUCCCCUCCAUCCGAUGUCUUGUGAGCUCCUACCAGCACUGCUCAAGGUGCAGCCAUCUCCUCCAGAGGUAUUUGAAGCCAAGCGCGGGGACGAACAAGGCGUCCUCGUGUCCCCACUUGCUCCUGGUCACGCAUCCUUUGCUCAGUUAUUUUCAAUUAUUUCCCUGCCAGGAGCUGUGCAGAGAGCAUUAAGUCCUUAGGGGAACUGUGAGUUCGUGUCCUUUGCCAUGGGGAACCCCACUGUCUUGCACAGCACACCCCUGACACCCACCAUCAGGAUGGGAAUGAAUGUAUGCUUGUACAGAAGGUCCCCCAGCAGCACCCCUUGGUAGGACACCAGAGGUUGUUUCCUCCAGGAGGAUGGUGCAGGCCGCAGUGGGAGGUGGUGGAUCAGGGCGGUUUUGGGAUUCAGUCCAUUGAGCUGCAGGGGGGGUCGUCCAUCCCAGCUCCCCACAUGCUCCCUCCCGUUUUCCUUCCUUCUCCCCACGAUCCAUCCUGGUGAUGCUUAGCUACUCUCUACCUUUGCUUCCUCCCAAAUCCCAGCCUGGAGAACCCAACAGCACUAGAGCCAGGCUUUGCGAUAGCAUCUUGCUGUUUCACUUUUGCCUCUUAAAAGCUUUCAGUGCUUUUCUUGUUCCUCUUUCCCACGGGCAGGAGCACACCUUGCCCUGGGCACUACGAGCAGAAGCCAUCCUUCUUUCUUUUCUCCAUCACCAGCAUUGACAAAGAUGAGCAGAGCCCCCAGACCAAUGGGAAUGUACAGAAUUGUUAUACUACUGAGCUGAUCUAAUUGUACAGAAAACCUUGCAUGAGAUGUUGUUACUGUAUUUAAUAUAUAAUGUAUUCAAGGGAUUUUAAUAUGGAGCUCUUUAGGAAGAUCUUUAUAGUUACUCUGUGGUUAGAAGAAGGUUGUUGCUGAUUUUUUAAAAAUUAUUAUUAUACUUUGUCUUGAAGAAGUUUUAUUUUUCAAACAUUAUGUCUGAGUUAAUUGGUGUUCCCAUGGGGACAACCAAUUCCUCUUAAAGGGCAAUUUUUCCCACAAAUGAGACUCAGCCUGGUGCAGAAGGACAGGACAUGCCCCAGGUACUGCUUCCACCUUCCACAGGGCUUCCAUAGGGCUGCAGGUGUGGGGUUUGCCCUUCACAAAAAGGGUGGAUUUCUCCAUGGUUUGGUACAGAUCAUCCCCAGUUCUCUGUGCAGGAUGAUAUCCAGCAGGAAUUUCAUUCAGCACCCAAUGUCAGCACAGCAUUUUAUCCAGUACCGGCUCAGGGACUUCUGAGGAGAUGUUCUUCUGUUUCUCUGGGGCUGGAAGAUAAUUUGGGAGAGGUCAGAGCUGAUUCAGAGCAUCCCACCCCAUCAGUAGGAUCUGGUGAAGUUUUCAGCUUCUCAGU
Molecule: messenger RNA, 5150 nt
Organism: Phasianus colchicus (ring-necked pheasant)
Lineage: Eukaryota; Metazoa; Chordata; Aves; Galliformes; Phasianidae
Gene: ATP2A3
Product: ATPase sarcoplasmic/endoplasmic reticulum Ca2+ transporting 3
Biological process (GO): calcium ion transport
Cellular component (GO): membrane
Molecular function (GO): P-type calcium transporter activity; ATP binding; ATP hydrolysis activity
Source: RefSeq, a predicted model, not a curated record